Messenger RNA from Trametes versicolor FP-101664 SS1, 1111 nucleotides. RefSeq lists its product as uncharacterized. Lineage: Eukaryota; Fungi; Basidiomycota; Agaricomycetes; Polyporales; Polyporaceae. The coding region runs from base 57 to 869 and encodes 270 amino acids. The record is from RefSeq and is a predicted model, not a curated record. The transcript is spliced from 2 exons.
CGCCCUCUCCCUCUCCCUCUCCCUCUCACUCCCCCUUCCCCACUCCUCUCCACGACAUGCCCUCGAAGUGCAAGGACGCCCCACGCGGCUGGGAAGGCGGCGACAUCAAGGCAGAGAUGCAGGGUAAUCUGAACGGGGAUAUCGACCGUCGGUCGCACGGCAACCAGAAGCGCAUGCGCUACGCUCCGCACUGCUAUGCCUCCGACAUUGUCCUCGGGACUGGCCAUGUGCUUGUGGGGUGGCCGCAGGACGUCCCGUUCACGGACCUCAGCUCGGUCGGCGGCGGCCUCGAUACGCUCCGCGAGAUCCGUCGGCGGUGGUACCUGCCUGACGGGGACCCCGAGAAGCUGCGCUUCGAGCCCGCCUCGCGCAAGGACUACGCCAACGCCGCGCGCGACCCCGAGAGCGUCCAUCCGACGCCCCAGCACCUCCCGGAGCUCAAGGCUCGAGCUGCCGCUGCCAAGGCAAAGGCCAAAGCCCUCCCGGUCGAGUCCGACGUCUUCCGCUCACGCGACAUGCGACGGGUUGGCCGCCAAUCAACGUCGACGAUGCCAGAGCCCAAGGUGCAGUCGCAGCAGCGGCAGGACACGAAGAAGCGGCGCGCACGCGCAUCGGACAUGGAGACGCGGGUGCGGAAGAAGCGGCAGACGACGGGGGUCACAAGCAUGCCGUGCGUACUGCAACGAGCGGACGAGGUGAGCGGCGGCGGCGAUGGUGAGCAGGGUUUUGAGGAGGCGCACGCACUGGACGACGAUAUCACCGACCCCGAUUUCAAACUGACACGCUCCUUCGGCGGCGAGCUCUCUGACGACCCGAUCGAGGACGCAUCGGACAGCGAGUGGGAGCCUGAGACGGCUGGAGCGGAUUAGGUAUGGGAGCGGCGGCAUGGCAGGUUCAGGCGGAUUGACAGAUUCCGAAUUGCACUCGAUUAGCGUAUCUACGUAUAAUUUCCGCUAUCUAAUCGAUGUGGGAGCGCAGAAGACGUCGGGGAGGUGGCGAGUCGGGCGCAGUGGUUGUGGAGAAGCAAGAGAUCGGCCGGGCGAAGUCCGCGCGUGCGAGCGCUCUGAACCACGCUACCUACCAAAUUGGGCAUGCCUGGCCAAUUUCAACU